Molecule: messenger RNA, 957 nt
Organism: Neoarius graeffei (lesser salmon catfish)
Lineage: Eukaryota; Metazoa; Chordata; Actinopteri; Siluriformes; Ariidae
Gene: cfap96
Product: cilia and flagella associated protein 96
Exons: 7
Coding region: 64-957 (297 amino acids)
Cellular component (GO): centrosome
Source: RefSeq, a predicted model, not a curated record
UACAACUUAACCCAGACCAUCAACAAGUUAUCUGAUUCGUGGAUAUUAAAGGAGUUUGAAAAUAUGCCUGAUACAAAGUCUGACCUGGAGCGAGUUGGGCUCUUCAAGGAAAUGGGCUACAUCUCCAUAGGGGACAACUACAGACCCUUUAUUUAUCGUCCAUUUAAUGAAGCUGCUUAUAAAAACAAGCAGAUGUUGGUCAGUGGGCCGAAGAAGAAAUCAGCACUCCAGGCUGGCUACUUUGACACUCAGUUCAAGCGGAUCUUUGAGAACGAGGCAAUAACCGACGUCCUCAAAAUCCAAAGGCAGUACCAGAUUCAGCAGGCAAAGAAGAACUUAGCAAAGGCAUUUUUGCCCAGCAGUGGGGAAAAGAAAUUUUCAGGUAUUGGGAGUUACUAUGGAACACUCGGGGGCCCUGUUAAGGCUAUGAGUCCCCUGCAGAUUCCCAAGAAGACAUACAAAUCCCCAGGCAAGAACAUAUACACCAGUCCACCCAAGAAAGGAAGUGGAUAUGGCUUUCCAGGUGUCACACUGUCCAAAUUGGAAUUGUAUUCUUCUGACCCCUAUGACGGAUUGAAAGAGCUGCAAAAGGGUGAGACGGCAGCUCACAAAUCUCAGAUGAAAGGGGGGCCGUUUCGUUUGAACCUUCAUCCAAUUGAAUGUUUUGAUAGCAAUCCUUAUAAACUAAAUAAACCUCUGCCACCUUCAAACGUGGCAGAGGUAAAAAAGACGCACUUCGCCGUGCCUUUCAAACCAACGUCUCCUAGCAAAAAGACUGGAGGAAUGAAAGCAGGAACUUUCCAUCCAUACCCGUCGCAUUCCACAGACCCCUACGUCAUUAAGAAGCCGAAAUCAGAUUCCGUGAGCAGAAAUAACGGGGUGAAGAUCUUCCACCCAUCGCCCGGCCCAAAGAGUACGCCGGUGAAGAGCAUUAUCUCUCUCAAUGUGAACAGGUAA